Anas platyrhynchos (mallard) is the source of this 909-nucleotide messenger RNA. RefSeq names its product piercer of microtubule wall 2 (gene PIERCE2). The record is from RefSeq and is a predicted model, not a curated record. Gene Ontology annotation, cellular component: axonemal microtubule. Gene Ontology annotation, biological process: axoneme assembly. Lineage: Eukaryota; Metazoa; Chordata; Aves; Anseriformes; Anatidae.
GCCCCCGGCGGGCGGUGCGGGGAGGGCCGGGGACGGGGCCGAAGGAGCGGGCUGGCAACGAUCAGAGGGGCGGGCGUGGGGCCGUGCCCCCAGGGAAGGCGGCGUGGGGAGGGGGGGAGGGCGCUGCUGCAGCCCCCAGCCUGCCGUACGGUACCGACGGGAAACCCCAAACCCAGAGCAUCCGCUGAGCUGGCCCGGGUCCGUGUGGCAGCUGAUGGGCAAAGGGAAAGAUGACAACUUCUGCUGAGAAGCUGCCCUUGGGUCCCAACACUGGGAAACAGCAAUCUUCUCGUCUGCCUGUCUGCGCAAACCCUGGCAAUCCUGUGUUCUCCUGCAUGCUGGACCCCAGCACGCUGCUGACCAGUAGCUCUUCGAGAAAGCCUCAGGUUUUACUGUUUAAAACAACUUCAAGUGAAUACGGUGCUAUACCGCCUACUUCACAGAUGUUGCCUUGUACUUACCAUCCAGCAGAUCAAACGUUUACAAAACACUUACUCACCUGUGGGUCAUCUCAAGAUGGUUAUUUGAAUACUGCCAUUGACAGAAGUCGGGUAUACGACUACCCCAAUUUGCAGCAUACUCUGUAAAAACGGCUCUCAAUUUUCUCCGACCUAGCCUAGACACCGAGCUUUAAGAAAAGAAAUCUGUCUGUUAGUGACAGUUAUUCCCAGAAUGACUGAAAUGUUUGAUAUGUCUUGGUUUUGCUGAGUUGAACAAGAUGCAUCAAAAAGGAUGUAGCACGUUUGCUGAUAUACUUCUCUGAAUCAGACCUAAACCUGUAAAAAUAAAGCUUUUGAAACUGGGAUCACAAAUGUGUUACUCAAGUGUGUAAAAACAGUUAAGUGCAAGAGUCAUUUCACUUGAAGGUUUAUGUUUUAAUUAAAAGUAUUUUCUGCUUUUAAAACUUAA